UGUAAUCUGACGCCAAUAACUUGCUUCUCGAAUAGAAGGAAGGGAAACAGAUGUCAUUAAGUACCCACUAGAAAAAUAACAUGCCAUUAUGAGAUGAGGAAAAUACCCGGUGGGCUUAGCAGUCAGCCCGUUUUUAAUUGAUAAACGAUUUUUCUUGUAUAAAUAGCCAAUAAACACAUUGAAAACUGUAGUGUUUCGUUAAUUCAAAGUGGAACAACGUUAAUUUAACAAAACAAAAUGAAGAUUGUUAUCAUGUUGAAUGUUUUGAUUUUGAUUUUAUCAGUUGUACUAACAAGGGCCCAAGAUUUGGAUAAAUAUAUUUUAGAUCAAGUAGAUGAUCCAACUAGUUUUGUUAAACAACGUAACUUCCAUGAUGCACAUGAUAUAAAUGUUUUUAAUGAAUCACCGGAAAUAUAUUCUUCUUAUGACUUUGAUUGGCCAAUUUUAAAUUAUUUGAAGAAGACGAAAAUGCCUUUUCGUGGUACCAAUCAAUAUUUUCUACAUACAUUACAUCGCCCCCAAUUUGUUCCCGAAAUAGUACCUACAACCGAAAGAGUACCACAUUUGAAACUUCCAUCAUUUGAUCUUCCAAAUAUACUGCCAUUUUCUGAAUUAGUGCAGUUAUAUCGUCAACAUUAUAUGCCAGAAGUUGACACAUUACAUCCAACUGAAACACUACCGCAAAGGGAAUUUCCUUCAUUUGUAAAUAAAAAGCCAUCUUAUUGGGAACAUGAGCCUCGCCAUUAUUCACAUCCUAUUGGUGUAUCAACGAAUCCUGUUUUACCACACGUGAUAAACACCUUCAAUAAUUGGAGUAAUCCAUCAAUGGUUGAUGAAUCAAAUCAUUCCCUGCAAAAUGCAAAUCAUCCACGAUGGAAUCCCUAUAGUAAAUAUGGAAAUGAUCAUAAAUCUUUCAAUAAUUAUGGGCAUGUUGUCAUUUCAAAUCGUAUACCAGUGAAUAUGGAUGUGAAAACAAACUCAAAAUCUAAUUUACAUCCCCAAGAAAAAAUAAUGGUUCAAAAUGGAUUACCUCAUCAUGAAUUAAAUCAUUUUUCCAAUUAUUAUCGUCCAUGGUCACCGUUUGAUUUAAUGCAUAAAUAAAAAUUUAAUGAAUGUAAAAAAACCUGAUCUUAAUAAAGAAAAGGGAUUU
This is a messenger RNA of Chrysoperla carnea, 1150 nucleotides long. RefSeq lists its product as uncharacterized. The record is from RefSeq and is a predicted model, not a curated record. The transcript has 3 exons. The coding region runs from base 238 to 1101 and encodes 287 amino acids. NCBI's taxonomy places the organism in Eukaryota, Metazoa, Arthropoda, Insecta, Neuroptera, Chrysopidae.